GAGACGACCAUCCACUGGGGGAGAGAACCAGUAGAGCAGCUUGAUCAUUGUUACUGCUUCAUAGCAUUUCCAUCCAACAACACCAACACCAGAGCCAUUUGUAGCGGCACAAAAAGUCAUUAAUCUGUCAUGCUUUCCAGGGCGGCCGCUCGCGCCCUGGCAGCGAGGAGUGUACGCACUCCCGCCGCUUUCCAAGUUGCCAAUGCGAACCAUUGGACGAGAACUUUCGCCAGCGACAGCAAGCUGCCACCAUCUUCAAAACGGUGGGCAAAUUAUAAUGCCCCGAAAGGAGCAAAACAGCCAACCUCGUCGUCGGAGCCUGUGAAGGAACCCAGCCAGCAGAAGACCCCGAUGCAAGGCGCGCCGGCUACCCCGUCAAGCUCCGCUGCUGAAAAAGCUGAGCAGCCGUCAACAACAGCACAGGAAACACCCUCUAUCAAAGACCUCCCCGACCUUACCCAAGGUAUUCCCUCAACACUCGACCACGAAACCGCCGGUUCUACCUCGGAGCAGUUUGGCUCGUCCACUCUCAACCUUACCGAAGAUCCUGCCCAGACUACAAGUGGCCGCGGCGGAAAGGGUGACGGAGAACUUCCCAAGUCCGCAUAUGUCUCUUCGGUAGAGCGCCGCCGAAUGCGCGUCGCCAACUACAUGUACGCCUCCUUUUUCCUCUUUUGCGUCACUGGAUCGAUCUACCUUGGUCGCAACUGGGAGACCGAAGAAGAGGAGAAGCAGCAUCCCGAGACGCCUUCUGGCUGGGGCCCGGCCCUCUUCUACGGACGUGCAAAGGCUCGUGUGGCUGAUAUGUUGGAUUACUACAACGAGCCAGCUUUCCCCAAGCUGCUGCCCAACACUGACCCAGCGUGGGAGCGUCCCUACACCUUGGUCCUCAGUUUGGAGGAUUUGCUUGUGCACAGCGAAUGGAGUCGGGAACAUGGCUGGCGUAUGGCGAAACGCCCCGGUGUUGACUACUUCCUUCGAUACCUCAGUCAGUAUUAUGAGCUGGUCAUCUUCACCACCGUACCCAGCAUGAUUGCCGACCCGGUCAUCCGCAAGUUGGACCCUUUCCGAAUUGUCAUGUGGCCUCUUUUCAGAGAAGCAACGCGCUACAAGAACGGAGAGUAUAUCAAGGACCUUUCCUACCUGAACCGUGACCUUUCCAAGGUCAUCCUGGUUGACACGGUUGCUGCGCACGCCAGGCUGCAGCCGGACAAUGCUAUCGUUCUUCCUAAGUGGCAGGGCAAUUCUAAUGACAAGGAACUGGUUGCGUUGAUUCCAUUCCUUGAAUACGUCGCGACCAUGGGCUUUGAUGACACACGCACAGUGCUCAAAUCCUUUGAAGGCUCUCAUAUUCCGACUGAAUUUGCCAAGCGCGAGGCUGUUGCUCGCGAAAAGUUUAUGAAGCAACUUGAGGAAGAGCGCGCUCACCGUCCCAAGAAGUCCGGUGUUGGGUUGCUCGGAAGUCUGCUCGGCAUCAAGCCUCCUGGCGGAGGACUUGAUGGCAUGGAGCCAACUCCUUCCGAAGGAUUUGAGCAGGGUAAGAUGCUUCAGGAUCAGGUGCGAGAGCGAGGCCAAAAGCAGUAUGAGUUCCUCGAACGUGAGAUUCGCUUGAAUGGUGAGAAGUGGCUCAAGGAGAUGGCCGCCGAGGAGGAGAAGGCCAAGGAUGAGCAGAUUAAGGGCAUGAAGCAAGGUUUCGUGGGCAUGUUUGGUGGUGGAGCCAAAUAAAUGCCGUUGGGGACAUGAUGAAUCUCAUCUUUUUGCUUUGUGGUCACUGAGUGGCUGUUUCUUUUCAUUAUUCUUUCCAUGGUUUUACUCAUUUCAACGCCUCUCCUAUUCCCAUUUUAUUUGCGCUUGUACACUCUCAGCAUGGCGAUUCCCGGCCCGCCCGGUUGGUCCUGUCACAUGUCUAUUACCUGCUCUCUUCCUCAAAAGGCUCUUGUAAAAUAGUAUUCAUUUGGUUAUUUGGGGGGGGUUGUCAUAUAUAUUGGACAGUUUGUUAGUGAAAAUACGCAGUAAUUUCUUCAAAUGAACAAAUAAUUAAGAUAUCUCAUGAGAAUCUCAUAAGCAUUACAGUUAGAUUGACCGUGGGGGUUUUUACGAGUCGGCAAAAUGCGGU
This is a messenger RNA of Xylona heveae TC161, 2116 nucleotides long. Its product is annotated as import inner membrane translocase subunit tim-50. Gene Ontology annotation, molecular function: phosphoprotein phosphatase activity. The transcript has 2 exons. The coding region runs from base 130 to 1725 and encodes 531 amino acids. NCBI's taxonomy places the organism in Eukaryota, Fungi, Ascomycota, Xylonomycetes, Xylonales, Xylonaceae. The record is from RefSeq and is a predicted model, not a curated record.